Messenger RNA from Fundulus heteroclitus (mummichog), 3732 nucleotides. Its product is annotated as potassium voltage-gated channel subfamily H member 7. Gene Ontology annotation, biological process: potassium ion transmembrane transport; membrane repolarization during action potential. The transcript has 17 exons. Lineage: Eukaryota; Metazoa; Chordata; Actinopteri; Cyprinodontiformes; Fundulidae. The coding region runs from base 408 to 3530 and encodes 1040 amino acids. Gene Ontology annotation, molecular function: inward rectifier potassium channel activity. The record is from RefSeq and is a predicted model, not a curated record. Gene Ontology annotation, cellular component: membrane.
CGCGCACCAGCCGUUCUCACGCGCCGCCACAAACGCUCGCAGCUCUCGCAACGAGGAGCAGCGGUGAGAUGUUGGUUCCGCCGCGACCCGCCGGCUCUUCCUUGCUUUCGGGCUUCGCCUCGGAGAGGAGCGCACGGAGGGAAGCCUCUGCUAUGCGCUCAGCCGGGGAGCUGGAAUAAAAGAAGGGGGAAUUCGGUCGGGGGGUGGAUAUCUCUUUUAUUUAUUUAUUUUUUUCCUUUGCGAGGAUGACUGAGUGCUGACAAAGAAAACCGGGGUAGCCCCUCUGGCUUCGGUUUUUUACACCUGCGAACUUAACAAGGCACGCGCAUAAAGCUUGGCCAAAGAUUUUAUUAAUUAUUUUUUUUUAAAUAAACAAUUUUUUUUGUGGAGGGGGGGGAAAGAGAACCAUGCCUGUUCGGAGAGGUCAUGUUGCGCCACAAAACACAUUUCUAGGAGUGAUUAUUCGGAAAUUCGAAGGACAAAAUAAGAAAUUCAUCAUAGCCAAUGCCCGCGUGCAGAACUGCGCGAUCAUCUACUGCAACGACGGCUUCUGCGAGAUGACGGGCUUCUCCAGGCCGGACGUCAUGCAGAAGCCGUGCACGUGCGACUUCCUGCACGGCCAGUUCACCAGCCGGCACGCGGUGGCCCAGGUGGCCCAGGCCCUGCUGGGCUCCGAGGAGCGCAAGGUGGAGAUCACCUACCACCGCAAGGAUGGUUCGAAAUUCCCCUGCACCACUCACAUCAUCCCGGUAAAGAACGAGGAGGGCGUGGUCAUGAUGUUCAUCCUGAACUUCGACUACAUCCAGGACGACGUCAGCUGCGACUCGCUGGAGAGACUCAACCACACGUCUCCCUCCAAAGCUGACCAACGUAGAGGGAGAUUCUUCCGCUUCCGUUUCCCAGCCUUACCUCUCCUGGGCAUCAGCAAGCAGUCCCUUCCCCAAGAGGACCCUGACGCUGUCAUGGUGGAUUCCCCGCGACACAGCGACUGCUCGGUGGCCACACGUGACUACCAGCUUCCCACCACGCGCGAAAGCUGCAGCCCCUCCUACGCCAAUGACACGGCAGCUCUCAUCGGCCCCAGCCACUGCUCAACCCCAGUGUCGGGCCCCUUGGACCACUCGUCCCCCAAGGGCCCCUGGGGUCGGAUGUACCAGGGCCAGGCCGUUGCCCAGACCCAACACCAGAGCCAAGAGGACACUCUUACUGCAGCGCCGUCAAUCCCGGGCCUUACUCCAACUGCCUCCAGAGAGAGCGUGUGCAGUAUUCGCAGAGCUUCCUCUGUACAUGACAUUGAAGGCUUUGGCUGCAAGUCCAAGACUACAUUCAGGGACAGGCAUGCAAGUGAAGACAAUGGUCGCAAUAUCAAAGUAUCGCGCUCCUGGAUGGCUGGGGGGCCACUCAGCCACAUCAAGUCCAGCCUCCUCGGCUCCACCUCCGACUCCAACCUCAACAGGUACAGCACAAUUAACAAGAUCCCCCUCAUCACCCUCAACUUCUCUGAAGCCAACAAUGAAAAGAAGUGCCCCUCCCCUCCCUCUUCAGAGAAGACCAUCAUUGCCCCGAAGGUUAAAGACCGCACACAUAACGUCACAGACAAAGUUACACAGGUUCUUUCCCUGGGUGCAGAUGUGCUGCCCGAGUAUAAACUGCAGACUCCACGUAUAGACAAGUGGACCAUCCUCCAUUAUAGCCCCUUCAAAGCAGUGUGGGACUGGCUCAUCCUGCUGCUGGUCAUCUACACCGCCAUUUUCACUCCCUACUCUGCGGCCUUUCUCCUCAAUGACCUUGAGGAGCAGAAAAGACGGGUGUGCGGCUACUCGUGUUCCCCGCUAAAUGUGGUAGAUCUAAUAGUGGACAUUAUGUUCAUCGUGGACAUCCUAAUAAACUUCCGAACCACUUACGUCAACUCCAACGAGGAAGUGGUCAGCCAUCCGGCCAAGAUUGCCAUCCAUUACUUUAAAGGCUGGUUCCUCAUAGACAUGGUGGCGGCCAUCCCAUUCGACCUGCUCAUCUUUGGCUCAGGAUCCGAUGAGACCACCACCCUGAUUGGCCUGCUGAAGACGGCCCGCCUGCUACGCCUGGUGCGAGUCGCUCGUAAGCUGGACCGCUACUCAGAGUACGGUGCUGCCGUUCUCAUGCUGCUCAUGUGUAUAUUUGCCCUAAUCGCCCACUGGUUAGCCUGCAUCUGGUAUGCAAUUGGUAAUGUGGAGAAGCCUUAUCUGGAGCAUAAGAUCGGCUGGCUGGACAAUCUCGGCGUGUCAAUAGGAAAGAAAUACAACUACAGUGACCCCAGCUCAGGCCCUUCCAUCAAAGAUAAGUACGUCACGGCCCUUUACUUCACCUUCAGUAGUCUGACUAGUGUGGGCUUUGGGAACGUCUCCCCAAAUACCAACUCUGAGAAGAUCUUUUCCAUCUGUGUCAUGCUCAUUGGAUCUCUAAUGUACGCCAGCAUCUUUGGAAAUGUCUCCGCCAUCAUCCAGAGGUUGUACUCAAGCACAGCCAGGUAUCACCUCCAGAUGCUGCGAGUCAAAGAAUUCAUCCGCUUCCAUCAGAUCCCCAACCCACUCAGACAGAGGCUGGAGGAGUAUUUCCAACAUGCGUGGACGUACACCAACGGCAUCGACAUGAAUAUGGAGGUCCUGAAGGGUUUCCCAGAGUGCCUGCAGGCGGAUAUUUGCCUCCACCUUAACAAGAGCCUCCUCCAGGGGUGUAAGGCGUUUCAUGGAGCAACUAAGGGCUGCCUCCGGGCCCUGGCCAUGAGGUUCAAGACCACCCAUGCACCCCCUGGAGACACAUUGGUGCACAGCGGAGACGUGCUCACGGCGCUAUACUUUGUGUCGCGGGGUUCCAUUGAGAUCCUUAAAGAUGACAUUGUGGUGGCCAUCCUAGGUAAAAACGACAUCUUUGGUGAGAUGAUCCACCUGUUUGCCAAGCCUGGGAAAUCCUGCGCAGACGUACGAGCUCUGAGCUACUGCGACCUCCACACCAUUCAGAGGGAGGAAAUCCUGGAGGUGCUUGACAUGUACCCCGAGUUUGCUGACCACUUCUUCACCAACCUGGAGUUGACCUUUGAUCUUCGGGAUGAAAACGCAAAGACAACCUACCAAAGUGACUCUAACAUGGUUGAUGUGAAGUGUCGAAGAAGGAUUUCGUAUAAGAGAAAAUCCUCCACAGGCUCGAACAACAAGGAGCCGGCGACCCCGCACCGCGACACCAAGCAGGGCAGGAACAUCUACGCCUCAUCACCAGCCGAGGAGAGGAGAGAGUCUGCUGAGGAGGGCGAGGAGGAUGAGGAGGAGGAAGAGGAGGAGGGUAGGGAGGAGGAAGAGGAACAGAGGCCCUUGUGUUCUGGUGUGCUAGGCUACCCGGUGGUUAGGGACCACACCCUGGUUCUUGGGCUGAGCAGUGCUCCUGAGGCACAGGCUGGAGACAACACACAGAACCAGGAAUAUAAAGAGCUCCAUGCAGAAGACUGGGUGUGUCAAGCGUCCUGGCGAGGCGGCCGAGGAGCUGGCUCAGAGCCGUGAGAUGCCCGCUGUGGAGGACGACAGCGACACGGACCUCACCUACGGAGAGGUGGAGCAACGGCUGGACCUGCUGCAGCAGCACCUUAACAGAUUGGAGUCCCAGAUGACGGCAGACAUCCACGCCAUCCUGCAGCUCCUCCAAAGGCAAACUGCGGUGGGUCCCCCCGCCUACAGCACCGUCACUUCCAGCCCCGAGUACCAC